Messenger RNA from Fusarium poae, 858 nucleotides. RefSeq lists its product as uncharacterized. Gene Ontology annotation, molecular function: arylformamidase activity. The record is from RefSeq and is a predicted model, not a curated record. Bases 1 to 858 code for a protein of 285 amino acids. The transcript is spliced from 6 exons. Lineage: Eukaryota; Fungi; Ascomycota; Sordariomycetes; Hypocreales; Nectriaceae.
AUGGCCUCCCAAUCACACCCUGACUUUGACGAACUUCCCCUGGACAAGAAGGGCCCCCGAGGCAAUGCAUGGGGCCGUUGGGGUCCUGAUGACCAACUUGGAACUUUGAACCAUUUAAAUGACCAAGUCGCGCCAUUGAAGCACGCACAUGAUGAUGAGUGGAGUUUCAACUCGCAAUGUAGCUCUCAAUGGGAUGGCUUCAGACACUAUGCUUAUCAGAAUGAAGCACUAUACUACAUGGGUAGAACAGCAGGAGAAUUCGCCGCCUCAGAUCAUCCAAACAGCAUUCACCAUGUUUCAGCCAAGGGAAUAGCUGGACGCGCUGUAUUUAUUGACUGGUACUCCUGGGCUCUCGAGCAAGGGUACCAAAUCGAUGCCAUGUCAUUCUACGAGAUCCCCUUUGAACAGAUCAUCGACACCCUCAAGUAUCAAAACAUGAGUCUCGACUCAUUGCGAGCAGGUGACAUUCUAGUCAUACGCUUUGGAUAUCUGGCUCAGUACGGAAGCAUGGACGAUGCCAAGCGUGAGUAUCUCAACGAGCUGUACAAAACGAAAAAGCCCGACAACAUUGGUCUGAAGCCAUCUAAAGAACUUCUCAAGUUUCUCUGGAACACCAAGAUCGCUGCCAUAUGUGGUGAUGCACGGUCCCUGGAGGUUUGGCCAUGCAAAGACCUUGAAUGGCAUAUGCAUGAGUGGCUUCUGGCGGGUUGGGGUAUGCCAAUUGGUGAGCUCUUUUACCUUGAGGAGCUUUCAAAGAAGUGCAAAGAGCUGGGCAGGUAUACAUUCUUUCUUUCAAGUUCACCUAUGAACGUGCCGGGAGCGGUUGCAAGCCCACCAAACGCCCUUGCUUUCUUUUGA